Arachis ipaensis is the source of this 372-nucleotide messenger RNA. NCBI's taxonomy places the organism in Eukaryota, Viridiplantae, Streptophyta, Magnoliopsida, Fabales, Fabaceae. The record is from RefSeq and is a predicted model, not a curated record.
AUGCAUAAUCUUAAACAAUGCGAUAGCAAACGUGAAACAAAAGAACAUCACGUUGGAAACCCAAUUCAAUCUUGCAAUCUCUGUGAACCCGACCUUGUCUUUCCCAUCAAAAAUAGUCUUCAACUUGUCAUCACAAAAGAUCUCCUUCUUAUUACUAGGAUUCUGAAGGUUCUGCAGCUUGAUGUACUCCCACACUCUCUUCACAGCGUGAGUUCGGGACACCUCCGAAGCACCGAGGAAGCUUCCGAGCUCGGAAGACACCGGCACUACCUUCUGUAUCCCCACGUCCCACGUCGGCCUGCUCGGCGCCUUCUUCGCCGCCUUAGUCGCGGUGUUGUUGGAAUAAAAGUGAAAAACCCUAACAGGGAGUAG